CUGGACAUACCCUGCUUAGCGGGAGACAACAGCAGAUAUGCCAAUCUACCUAAUUUCCAAAGUUGGUGACCCCUUUUUCGCCUUCACAAUAGGAGUUUCUGCUGCCUUCCUCAGAAUCUGUCGGGACCAGCGCGAGAAAUUCCCUGAAAAGGCCCAGGAAAUCGGAUACGGCGAGGUUUUGCAGAUGGGAGGAAGAAGGCUACGCAGAUGGUGGAUGGGAGAUUUUGAGGGACUAUGACCGAUGAAUAGAUGGCGAUAUUUACGGAGUCCUAUUGGAAGAAGUUGUAAGACUCCACGCGCGAAAGAAUAAAUGAGUAUAUAAUAUACCAUUUCUCUUGUCGUCAUUAGUACCUCCUGGAAUCCUUAUAGUAUCGUUAAAAGAUGAUUAUGCUCAAGGUCUUCGAAAAAAGCAAGUUUGCAUUACUGCAUUCUACGAUACAUGAACCAAUUUUUAUGAAGAAUUGAACGUUCGUAAGGAAACUUUUCCCUCCCAAGUUCUGCAAAUCAUCAUGCGUCGAAAUGAAACUCAGAUCUAUGCAGCCAUGCACAAAAAGAAAAUCCCAUAAAUUCGUUAAAAAGGAAACAAGCACAGAGUAUUAAGGAA
Molecule: messenger RNA, 604 nt
Organism: Aspergillus caelatus
Lineage: Eukaryota; Fungi; Ascomycota; Eurotiomycetes; Eurotiales; Aspergillaceae
Exons: 2
Coding region: 38-238 (66 amino acids)
Biological process (GO): protein secretion
Source: RefSeq, a predicted model, not a curated record